Acipenser ruthenus (sterlet) is the source of this 1438-nucleotide messenger RNA. It is a transcript of the gene crym, whose product is annotated as crystallin, mu. Gene Ontology annotation, molecular function: thyroid hormone binding. Gene Ontology annotation, biological process: thyroid hormone metabolic process. The record is from RefSeq and is a predicted model, not a curated record. Lineage: Eukaryota; Metazoa; Chordata; Actinopteri; Acipenseriformes; Acipenseridae. The coding region runs from base 99 to 1031 and encodes 310 amino acids. The transcript has 9 exons. Gene Ontology annotation, cellular component: cytoplasm.
CUCAGGGGGGGACAAAUUUGGCAGGGGGGCGAAAUUUGCCAUGACAGCACAUGAUCUCUUCUGAAUAACAAGGUUGGAGUUUGAUCGCUUCUUUCAGUAUGGCUAUGCCGGUGUUGAUCAGCGCUGAGACGGUGGAGAAGCUUCUACGGUACGGGGAGUUGGUUCCCCGCUUGGAAGUCGCCUUAGGAAAGUUUUCCAGUGGAAAAGGAGAAAUUGUGCAGCCUGUCCGAUCCGUGCUUGCUAUAGAGAAAUACAAUGGCUACUUAGGUGUCAUGCCUGCCUACAGUGCACAUGAUGACGUUUUAGCUACAAAGAUAGUUGCGUUCUACCAGCGGGAUCAGCCUUCCUCUAUCCCGGCGCAUCAGGCCAGUGUCCUACUCUUCGACCCAGAGCACGGCACCCUGAAGGCUGUUAUGGAUGGCACAGUGAUUACUGAGAAACGGACUGCAGCCGUCUCUGCGAUUGCAACGAAGUUCCUAAAGCCUGUCCAGGCAGAUGUGCUGUGCAUCCUGGGAUCUGGAGCUCAAGCUGUCAGCCACUACAAGAUCUUCACUGAGAUGUUCUCGUUUAAAGAGGUAAGAGUGUGGGGCAGGACGAAGGAAAAUGUCGACAGGUUUGCUCGAACUGUCCGAGGCCCAGUCCGGGUUUGCUCAUCAGUAAAAGAGGCAGUGUUGGGAGCUGACGUCAUCGUCACAGUCACCAUGGCAACCGAACCCGUGCUGUUUGCCGAAUGGGUGAAGCCUGGCGCACAUAUUAAUGCGGUGGGGGCGUGUCGGCCGGACUGGAGGGAGCUGGACGAUACGCUGAUGAAGAGCGCUGUCCUGUAUGUGGACACUCGAGAAGGAGCCAUGAAGGAGUCUGGGGAUGUCAUUCUCUCGGGGGCAGAGAUAUUUGCUGAGCUGGGGGAGGUGGUGAAUGGAGACAAACCUGCCCUGCAUGAGAAAACCACGGUGUUUAAAUCACUGGGAAUGGGUAUUCAAGAUGCUGUUGCUGCAAAACUGGUGUUUGACUCCUGGAACGCUCAGCAGUGAAGAUCUAAGCUGGUGAAUGGUGGAGGGGUACACCUGCUGGCCUGCCUGGAGGUCGUCCCAUCCGAAGGACUGUGACCACCGGCGUAGUUUUAGCUAGGGACGGUAGGGACAUGUCCCUACCAAUGUCAAGGGACAGUUGAAUUGUCCCUACCAAUAAUUUUGAUAAAUCUGAAACGUCUUUUGUCAAGUCAUUUUAUCCGCUCCACAAAGGGUUAACUCUCUCACGCUCCCCUUGUUACUCCUCCCUCCUCCAAAAAACAAACAAAAAAACCCCCGCUAAUUUGAAAGGUAAAUAUCCGGGUUUAAAAUAAAAAAAAUUCUAGUCAUUCUUAAAUGGUGUAUAUUGUGCCACAAUUUUCACAUUUAUUUUAAAAAAUAAGAAUAAAUAUAAUCAGUGUAAUUCGAUA